AUGGCCUCCAGGUACACAAGUCUUGACGAAAUUCAUGGUAUUAUCUUCGAUGCUCCUGAUGAUAGCGAUGAUUCAAUUCAUAGCUGGGAUGAGGAUAGCAAUGAAGAAAUUUCUGACCCACACGAGGCUGAAGAUGUUCAGAAUCAAAACUUACAACGUGAUUUUGGCAAUGAGGAGAUGCAUUCCACUUCUGAAAUUCGUGUUCCAACACAAAAUCGAAAUAGAAGUUCAGGAAAACGCCAAACAGUUCCAGAAAUUAACUGGGGAGAUUUGGAUGAAGUUGUGAAUGUUGCCUACCCAGAAUUUUCAGGACCACAACAUGGACCUGUACACAGCUUUGAUGUGGAUUCAGAGCCUGUUGUCUUCUUUGAUCAACUGUUUACGGAUGAGCUUUGGGACCUACUUGUCACUAAAACAAACAGGUAUGCUAGACAGGCCAAUGUGAAUAAUUGGGUAGACACUACCCAGGAGGAAAUCAGGUGUUUUAUUGGAUUUCUAUUUGGAACUUCAAUAAAUAAAAAUAGUCAGCUUGAUGAUAUUUGGAGCUCAGACUGGGUGGUUGCCAGUCCAGCAUUUGCCCACUUUUUUACUCGAGAUAGAUUUUGGGCCUUGCUUUCAAACAUCCAUCUUGCAGACAAUGAAAAAUCUGUUGACAGAAAUCAUCAGGACUAUGAUAAACUCUACAAAAUACGCCCUAUGGUGACAAUUUUGAAACAAUCAUUUCAAACUAACUACAGCUUGGGGCAAAAUGUAAGCGUGGAUGAAGCUGUGGUCAAGGGAAAGGGCCGUAAUCCAGUCAAGCAGUACAUGCCAAUGAAACCCAAAAAGCGGGGAUCGAAACUAUGGUGCAUUGGUUGUUCUUGUUGUGCACAUUUAUGGGACUUUCAACUUUAUGCGGGUAAAGAAAAGGGCACUGCAGAGCAAGGUUAG
This is a messenger RNA of Stylophora pistillata, 930 nucleotides long. RefSeq names its product piggyBac transposable element-derived protein 3-like. NCBI's taxonomy places the organism in Eukaryota, Metazoa, Cnidaria, Anthozoa, Scleractinia, Pocilloporidae. The record is from RefSeq and is a predicted model, not a curated record.